AUGGCCCACAUCUCCAGCCCAGGCUUCCUGACUGACAAGCAAACUGGCAGCCCAUGUUUGGGACUGACUAAUCAGCAGCCAUUGCUCAUCGCCAUGGACCUGACCAUUCAACAGGAUGCCCAGGAUGAUCUCCAAGCCCUCCUGCUCCAGUGGGCCGGGGAGAAGAAAGGUCGAGUUCAGCUGUGCUCCAGGAAGCUGCAGAUUCUGUCUGGCUCCGUCUCUGAAAUGCAGAAGGCUCUGCGUGUGGUGAGGCUGGACUCCAUCCAGGAGCUGCUGGCGAGUCAAAUCUGGCGUCGAGAAUCCAUGGAUUAUUUCGAUCCCUACCUGGGCCAGAUGAAGAGCCUCCGCCUCCUCAACUUCUCUGACAUGCGUGGCGAUUCCCAAAGUUCCAGCCUCACAAAUUGCUGGUACUGGAGCAAAUUGGGGGUCCAUAUGGGACAGCUGCAGCAGCUGCGGGAGCUUCAUGUACAUGACGCCAGGUUCCUUCAUGGACAGCUGCCUGCCCUCUUCAGGAGCCUGCGGCCUCUGCAGGCCUUGUCCCUGAGCUCCUGCGACCUGCAGGAAGCUGACCUGAGCUUUCUGUUCCACAGCACUUGCGCCAGGCAGCUCCAGCACCUGCGUCUGAGGAGUUUGCCGAGAGACUCCUUCAGUGCGGAGCCCCUGAGACUAUGGCUGGAGCAAGUGUCUGGCACCCUGGAGUCCCUGGCCCUGGAGCACUGUUACAUUACUGAUAACCAGCUCUCUGCCAUCCUCCCCUCCCUGGGCCAGUGCUCCCAGCUCAGCUCUUUCAGUUUCUAUGGAAAUACCAUCUCCAUGGCCGCCCUACUGAACCUCCUGAGCCUCACGGCCAAGCUGGGCCAUUUGAAAAGGGGGCUCUAUCCUGCCCCCCUGGAGAGCUACUGCCCUCAGAGGUGGUGGCAUAGGACCAUAGACGCUGAGAGAUUUGCCCAGGUUCAGGCUGGUUUGGUGCAGACAUUGAGAGACAUGGGGACAACUCAGAAAGUCCAGAUCUGUACCAACUUCUGUCACGUGGUUAACAAGUGCCAAUUCUAUAGUCUGGAGCCCAGUGGAUCUUGGGUAUUCAGAGAGGGGGUUCCUCCCGGCCUUUCUGAUCUGCCUGUGUAG
Perognathus longimembris pacificus (Pacific pocket mouse) is the source of this 1125-nucleotide messenger RNA. Its product is annotated as PRAME family member 8-like. Gene Ontology annotation, cellular component: cytoplasm. Bases 1 to 1125 code for a protein of 374 amino acids. NCBI's taxonomy places the organism in Eukaryota, Metazoa, Chordata, Mammalia, Rodentia, Heteromyidae. The record is from RefSeq and is a predicted model, not a curated record. The transcript has a single exon.